AUGGUAGAAGAUCAGUCGCAACUUGAAAGCCACGAGCCUUACCAUCGCGCCGAAUUUGAGCAGAAUGCACGCGUACCAGGUGCACCUGUUGAGAAAGUCAACCCUCUUGGGAGCCAGGUUACUUUGCUCUCCGCUGUAAUGCUGAACCUUGGCCAAAUUACGGGGUCAGGUAUAUAUGCAGUCCCCGGAGUAAUUCUGAAUUCUGUUGGGUCAAUUGGAAUGCUUCUUCUCUACUGGAUCAUUGCUCCCCUCUUCGCUUUUGCGGCUCUCGCGCUUUACAGUGAACUGGCUAGCAUGUUCCCCAAUAGAUCGGGUGCAGAGGUCGUCUACCUGGAGCAAACAUACCCCCGACCCCGAUUCCUGGUAUCAACCGCAUUUGCAACCACCACAAUUUUAUUGUCGUUCAGCGCCUCAAACGCCAUUGUCUUUGCGCAAUAUUUUCUUACUGCUUUCGAAGUACCCAUAACGCCAUCUCGACAAACAUCAGUGGCUUUGGCCGUAGUGUUCAUUACGGUUGGAAGCGUGGCACUUUCGACCAAAUGGUCCCUGCGAGCUGUGAAUGCCCUCACAACCAUCAAAGUCGCAUCGUUGGCUUUUAUCGUCGCUACCGGUAUUGCUGUCCUUUGCAGUCUCACUCGGGUUCGAGACCCUUUUGCGAACUUUCAGGACCUGUUCAGUGGAACCUCGACCAAUGCAAACGCCUUGGCAACCGCUUUGGUCAAGACCAAUCACUCCUUCAUUGGCUGGCAAAACGCUUUCAACGUCCUUGGCGAAGUUAGAAGUCGCGACCCUGUCAGAACCGUGCGGAAAGCAAGCUUUAUCUCCUUAAUGGUAGCGACUGUCCUGUUCUUUUUCAUCAAUGUAGCAUAUAUUGCUGCAGUACCUAGGGAGGAUAUUCGGCAGUCAGGCCAAUUAAUCGCAGCUCUCUUUUUCCGCCGUGUUUUUGGCGCGACUUUUGGCUCCAAAGUCUUUCCGCUUAUGGUUGCGUGUAGUUGUUUUGGAAAUAUUAUCGCAGUGACCGUUGGACAGGCUCGAAUUAUCCGUGAGGUUGCCAGACAAGGAUUGCUUCCCUUUCCGAGCUUUUUCUCGUCAACCAAGCCGUUCGGGACGCCCUUCGGGCCAGUUGCUCUCAAAGGCGGUUUGACUGUGAUAGUAAUCCUUCUUGUGCCAGCCAAAGAUGCCUUUAACUUUGCCUUGGACUUGGCUUCGUAUCCCCACCUCGUAUUCCAGGCUGCGAUGUCAGCUGGCGUCUGGCUUUUGCGCCACAGACGAGCUAUCGCCAAUGUACCGCCUUCACCUCUACAAGCCUGGAAUGGGGCCAUCAUCGCCUACCUGAUUUCAUGCAUACUUCUUCUCGUUUUACCGUGGUACCCUGGCCAUGCAGACGUGUCCUUUUGGUAUGCCACUUAUUGCGUGGCUGGUAUCGGUCUACUGCUGUGUUGCGGUCUCUACUACUGGAUCUGGAUCAAGGUAUUACCCCAGCUUGGAGGGUAUGAGAUCGUUGAGGAAAUAGAUGAACUGGCAGAUGGAGCGCGAAAUACACGACUUGUCCGUCGUUACAGGCACACGGCAGAGAAUGAGCAUGAACCUCUGCUCGGUAGAUGA
Laccaria bicolor S238N-H82 is the source of this 1605-nucleotide messenger RNA. Its product is annotated as amino acid transporter. Gene Ontology annotation, biological process: amino acid transmembrane transport. The record is from RefSeq and is a predicted model, not a curated record. Gene Ontology annotation, molecular function: L-amino acid transmembrane transporter activity. The coding region runs from base 1 to 1605 and encodes 534 amino acids. Gene Ontology annotation, cellular component: membrane. The transcript has 15 exons. NCBI's taxonomy places the organism in Eukaryota, Fungi, Basidiomycota, Agaricomycetes, Agaricales, Hydnangiaceae.